Eriocheir sinensis (Chinese mitten crab) is the source of this 601-nucleotide messenger RNA. RefSeq lists its product as uncharacterized. NCBI's taxonomy places the organism in Eukaryota, Metazoa, Arthropoda, Malacostraca, Decapoda, Varunidae. The transcript is spliced from 3 exons. The coding region runs from base 1 to 336 and encodes 111 amino acids. The record is from RefSeq and is a predicted model, not a curated record.
AUGCCUCUCAGGAUAAGGCCAAAGAGGGGUGGAGCAGCCGACAGCUCUCCCAGCGAGGACAGCCGCGAGGAGAUGAAGGCCAGUGAGGGUGAUGAGGUGGAAGGUGAGGUGAGCGGUGCCAAGCCUUGCCUCACACUGGGAACAGGCUUUGUGUGGGAAGUUCCCGACACGCCGAAGUUCAUGGACUCCUCAGACGGUGAGGACCAAGACGUGCCAAAGAAGAAAGAGAGGAGAAUGCGGAAGUCAGAAAUAAUAGCCCAGUCCAAGGAGGAGGAGCAACAGUUCUCAUGGCUGGAGGAGGGGCGGGCGCUCGCCACAGUCAGCCAUGGACUUUGAGGCCAUGCUCCAGGGUAGUCCAAACUCAUCAGCCGUGUGGAUACAGUUCAUCAGUUUCCACCUUGAGGUACUAAUGCAAGAGUUAGCCGGCACUGUCUUUCCUUUCAUGAGUAAAAAAAAAUUAGAAUUUGCUACAGCUCAUCAGUUUCCAGUUUCCACCUUGAGGUACAGCUUCCCAAUGCAAGAGUCCAUGUAGCUGUCCAGUCUACUCUUAAAACAAGCUAUCGUCCCUGCACUAACUAUGUGAUUGCUGAGUCUAUUCCAU